AUGCAUAAUCACCUAAACAACGGCGAUUAUGAAAGAAUGACGGAAACUGAGAUUUUAACCGCAUUAGCCGACGAACGUUUGGACAUUGAAUGCAAAGAAGAAGAACCAUUGAUAAACAACUGGAUAGCGAAAAAUCCGAAAAAUAAUGAACGGAUGAUGCGGCUAAAAUCGGAAAGCCUCAAACGGCGUGGAACCGAUGGUCGACUUGCAGCUGUCGUGCGAGACAGAGUACCACGUGAAAUUGUUUUAGCCAUAGGAGGUUGGAGCACAGGUGGUCCGUCAGACAUUGUGGAGGUUUUCAACCCAAGGGCGCAUACAUGGGUAGUCCCCGAAGCAGCUGUGAGAGAAAUUCCACGGGCAUAUCACGGAGCCGUGUUAUGUGCCGAGAAGAUGAUAAUUUUCGGUGGUUUCAAUGGAAGAGAAUACUUCCAGCAUGCCAAGAUAUUUGAUCUCAAUAAAAAGAGCUGGGAGGCAAUAACGAAUAUGCACGACAGACGGUGUUAUGUGGCUGCUACUCCAUUUGUGGAUCCAAUCGGAACAUAUCAUGUCGUUGCCAUUGGA
This is a messenger RNA of Ostertagia ostertagi, 561 nucleotides long. The record is from the annotation of a GenBank genome assembly. Lineage: Eukaryota; Metazoa; Nematoda; Chromadorea; Rhabditida; Trichostrongylidae.